AUGUUGAAAUUCCACGGGUUAAUAAUUUGGAGGUUAGGAUCCCGAGCGAUGAUAAGAAAGUAUUCCAGUGCUAGCGCAUCUGUAUUCAAAACACAGAAUUUUGAGUCUUCUAAAGCCAUCUCUGAUAAAAAUGGCAAUAAUGAAGUAGCAGAUGUCAAAGAAAAUGGAGGUUUGUUAGCAGCAGCAUUUGCGGCACUAAAUUCAACAGAUACAGAAGAUAGAAGAAAGCCUAGCCCAAAGUCAGUGAAACAAAACCGUAACCAGAUGUUAGAUCAUCAAAUAUUGAAGGCAAAUGAUGUUAAUUCCCUUCUGCUGGUAGCUGAAAACUCUGUAGUUUCUAGAAGACAUGCUUUGAAGAUGGUAUCAAUCCUCUCAGAGUGGUCAAGCAGCAGCAAAGUGAAACUGACAGACUUUGAGAAAGACCCGCGGUUUCUUAAGUUGUGUAGAAUUCUAGCAAGAUCUUCCUCUCAAGACAUCAGUUCUCUAGCAAUGGCAGAAGAUCUUAGUACAGUUUUGGGUAUUACUGGAGAUGACGAAGCUGCCAGAUUGAUAGGUAAUCUGUCACUGUCCCAAAUGAUUAAGGUAAUGAAAGCUUUACACCAAAAAGGUCGCCGCAGCACACCUCUCCUCCGAGCUCUUUCUUACAACAUCACCAACCUGUCUGAACCUAUAGACCUGAAAAAAUCUGCCGAUUUACUGUUUUCAAUGGCAACAUUGAAUUUCCCAGACCCUAUGCUACUGGAUAGGAUAUGCAAUGACGUCAUAGAAAAUCUGCCAUUAAAUGAAGACAAGCCAGCGGUAGUAAACUCAAUAGUGGUAUCACUUGGACUAUUAAAGUAUCGCCAUGAAGGUGUUCUUACUGCUAUCGGGGAAUGGUUACAGAGCCAUAAGAGUGUGUGCAGAGCAAGCGAUAUAGCGUCCGCAAUCAUAACUUUUGGAACCGUUGACUUCGUGCCUCCAAUGAGCGAUACACUGUUUGAGACAGCGUUAUCCCUUAAAGAGGAGGAAAUGGCGAAGCCUUCAUCAUGGUUGGAUCUUGUGUUCUCAUUCCUGACACUGAACAGAGCUGAGAAAGAGCACUUAAUAUCCACAUUAAGGCCAGAGUUUAUCGAUAAACUGCUCUCAGCUGGUGAAAUCGCAAUUCCAGCUCGUCGCAAACUGAUUGCUAUUGAUGCGUACGUCAGCCUCAAAUAUCCGUCACAAACGCCACGGCUGGCCGAAGACAUUUCCGUGGGCGUGCCUAUAGUUUAUACAAAGGAAAAGGCAUUCUAUGUACAAAGCAUUAUGGACACAUUUAAAACUUUAGUGUCUGCAGAGUCGUUUUUAAAGAAAAAUUGUAAUUCUGACAUGGGAUUUUUAUAUGAUGCGGAGUUUGCGGUAGACUCCAAAUGUCAUCCAGUCCCCUUGCAAAAAGCUGUAAAUAACAAAAGUGUCAACAGGAUAGCAGUUUUGGGGCUGGACUAUCACGAUAUGACGCGAAAGACUAUAGUGCCUUUAGGAGUCAACCAACUUUAUACCAGGCUACUGGAGAUGAAGGGUUUCAAAGUUCUCCAAAUCCCGUACACAGAAUUCAACCCCAAGGACAAGCUGGUGACCAGGGUGCAGUACAUCGAGAAGCGGCUGAAAGAAAUCGUCAGCGCCAAGUCAUUAUAA
This is a messenger RNA of Parnassius mnemosyne (clouded apollo), 1653 nucleotides long. Lineage: Eukaryota; Metazoa; Arthropoda; Insecta; Lepidoptera; Papilionidae. The record is from the annotation of a GenBank genome assembly.